AUGCAGUUCUCUCUUCUCCUCGUCGCGGCGUAUGCCUGCACCGCCUCCGCACGCCUGACCUGGUCCUUGGCAAAAGCGACCAACCCCACCGCCGACCAAAGAGACGCAUACACUAAGAUUGAAGCUGCAAUGACAAAGGCCGUCGCUCGCUACGAGAAGUACUCCGACGCAAACAAGACGAUUCGUGUGGCCUACGCCCCGGGUGUUCCUACUGCCGAGGCGAACUACAACGGCGAUCUACGAUUCGGCUCGAACCGCGCUUACAUGACGGAAAGGACUGCGAUGCAUGAGAUAAGCCACACGCUAGGAGUUGGCCAGACAGCGGCUUUUGACAGAAAGUGUGCUGCAGGCGACUGGCGCACGGCACUACCCCUGAUCAGGAGCUUCGAUGGAGCAAAUGCGAAAAUUACUUGCGGAGGUGGACACUUCUGGCCAUACGGCCUGAACUAUGAGACUGAGUGGAGCGAGACGAAUGCGAACCGGCAUGUGCAGCUGAUUGAGGCUAUGCUGACUGACGGGAUGUGA
Alternaria ethzedia is the source of this 525-nucleotide messenger RNA. RefSeq lists its product as uncharacterized. The coding region runs from base 1 to 525 and encodes 174 amino acids. The record is from RefSeq and is a predicted model, not a curated record. The transcript is spliced from 2 exons. Lineage: Eukaryota; Fungi; Ascomycota; Dothideomycetes; Pleosporales; Pleosporaceae.